CUUGGGCGUUGGACCCCGCAUCUUAUUAGCAACCAGGGAGAUUUCUCCAUUUUCCUCUUGUCUACAGUGCGGCUACAAAUCUGGGAUUUUUUUAUUACUUUUUUUUUAAAAAAAAACUACACUUGGGCUCCUUUUUUUGUGCUCGACUUUUCCACCUUUUUUCUCUCCCUCCAGCGCUGCUGCUUUUUGAUCUCUUCGACUGAAAUUUUUUUAUCCGGAGUGUAUUUAAUCGGUUCUGUUCUGUCCUCUUCGCCACCCCCAUUCCCCCCUCCCUCCGGUGUGUGUGUGUGCUGCUGCUGCCGCCGCUGCCGCUGCCGCUGCUCGCCCCGUCGUUACACAAACCCGAGGCUCUUUGUUUCCCCCUUUGGAUCUGUUGAGUUUCUUUGUUGAAGAAGCCAGCAUGGGUGCCCAGUUCUCCAAGACUGCUGCGAAGGGAGAAGCCUCUGCGGAAAGGGUCGGGGAGGCGGCUGUGGCCUCGUCGCCUUCCAAAGCGAAUGGGCAGGAGAAUGGCCACGUGAAGGUGAACGGCGACGCCUCACCCGCGGCCGCCGAGCCGGGAGCCAAGGAGGAGCUGCAGGCCAACGGCAGCGCCCCGGCUGCCGACAAGGAGGAGCCCGUGGCCGCCGGGAGUGGGGCAGCGUCGCCCACCGCGGCUGAGAAGGAGGAGCCGGCUGCUGCCGCUGCCGCGGAGGCUGGACCCGCCCCUGCGGAGAAGGAGGCCCCCGCGGAGGGCGAGGUCGCGGAGCCCGGGUCGCCUACGGCCGCAGAGGGCGAAGCCGCUUCGGCCGCUUCCUCGACGUCUUCGCCCAAGGCGGAGGAUGGAGCCACGCCCUCGCCUAGCAACGAGACCCCGAAAAAAAAAAAGAAGCGCUUUUCCUUCAAAAAGUCUUUCAAGCUGAGUGGCUUCUCCUUCAAGAAGAACAAGAAAGAGGCUGGAGAGGGCGGUGAGGCCGAGGGCGCAGCUAGCGCCUCUGCCGAAGGCGGCAAGGACGAGGCAGCAGGGGGUGCUGGUGGGGCCGCCGCCGAGGCAGGCCCGGCCUCUGGGGAGCCAGCUGCGGCGCCGGGAGAGGACGCCGCCGCAGGCGAGGAGGGGGCGGCUAGCGGUGAUCCGCUGGAGACCAAGGCGGAGGAGGCCGCUAUGGCGCCCGAGAAGCCACCCUCUAGCGAGGAAGCCAAGGCCGCCGAGGAGCCCAACAAAGCGGAGGAGAAGGCGGCCGAGGAGGCUGGGGCCAGCGCUGCCGCCUGCGAGGCGCCUUCGGCGUCCGGGCCCGGCGCGCCCCCUGAGCCGGAGGCGGCCCCAGCAGAGGAGCCUGCGGCCGCUGCAGUGUCGUCAGCCAGUGCAGCCCCCUCACAGGAGGCCCAGCCCGAGUGCAGUCCAGAAGCCCCCCCAGCGGAGGCGGCAGAGUAAAAGGGCCAGAUUUUUUGAGAUAAUCGAAGAACUUUUCUCCCCCGUUUGUUUGUUGGAGUGGUGCCAGGUACUGGUUUUGGAGAACUUGUCUACAACCAGGGAUUGAUUUUAAAGAUGUCUUUUUUUUUUUUAAUUUACUUUUUUUUUAAAGCAUCAAUUUUUUCCCCCUUUCCCCACAGAUCCCAUCUCAGAUCAUUCUGUUACCACCAUUCCAACAGGUCGAGGAGAGCUUAAACACCUUCCUCUGCCUUGUUUCUCUUUUAUUUUUUAUUUUUUGCAUCAGUAUUAAUGUUUGUUUUUUUUUUUUUGCAUACUUUGCAUCUUUAUUCAAAAAUGUAAACUUUCUUUGUCAAUCUAUGGACAUGCCCAUAUAUGAAGGAGAUGGGUGGGUCAAAAAGGGAUAUCAAAUGAAGUGAUAAGGGGCCACAAUGGUGAAAUUUAAGUGGUGCAUAUAAUUGCCAAGAAAAUGUGCCACUCGAAAUGAUGGUGUAAAGGCUUAGUCUUUUUUUUUUUUUUUAAGAAAAGUUAUUACAGUGUAUUUUGUGAGGCAGGUUUACAACACUACAAGUCUUGACUAAGAAGGAAAGGAAAAAAGAAAAAAAAACACCAAUACCCAGAUUAAAAAAAGAGCAUAGUCUUAGGAGUUCAUUUAAACCAUAGGAACUUUUCACUUAUCUCAUGUUAGCUGUACCAGUCAGUGAUUAAGUAGAAUUACAAGUUGUAUAGGCUUUAUUGUUUAUUGCUGGUUUAUGACCUUAAUAAAGUGUAAUUAUGUAUUACCAGCAGGGUGUUUUUAACUGUGACUAUUGUAUAAAAACAAAUCUUGAUAUCCAGAAGCACAUGAAGUUUGUAACUUUCCACCCUGCCCAUUUUUGUAAAACUGCAGUCAUCUUGGACCUUUUAAACAAAAAUUUUAAACUCAACCAAGCUGUGAUAAGUGGAAUGGUUACUGUUUAUACUGUGGUAUGUUUUUGAUUACAGCAGACAAUGCUUUCUUUUCCAGUCGUCUUUGAGAAUAAAGGAGGAAAAAAAAAAAUCUUCAGAUGCAAUGGUUUUGUGUAGCAUCUUGUCUAUCAUGUUUUGUAAAUACUGGAGAAGCUUUGACCAAUUUGACUUAGAGAUGGAAUGUAACUUUGCUUACAAAAAUUGCUAUUAAACUCCUGCUUAAGGUGUUCUAAUUUUCUGUGAGCACACUAAAAGCGAAAAAUAAAUGUGAAUAAAAUGUAAAAAUUUGUUGUGUUUCUUUAUAUUCUGAUAAUACCUAGACUUCUAGGUCUUAGGUUAAUUUUAAGGAAGAUCCUGCAUGCCAUCAAGAGUAAAUUUUCUUGUGGUUUUUAAUCUGAAGUUGUCAAACUCUGAAUUUCAUCAUCAGCAGUGUCAGAUUACAUAUGGGAAGAUCUUUUAACAUUCCGUGUCAAAUCUGUUACCAUUUAUCCGCAUUUAAUUUUCAUUUAAAAAUUGAACAUAGUACUAUUUUUAUUGUAGUUACAUAGCAUGUCAGAUUAAAUCAUGUAAGCCAAAAUUGGUGUGACCCUAAGACUAUUUAAAUGUCUUAUGUGAAAAUUCAUAAAGCUACAUUUUCUUGUCAGGCUGGUCCAGAAACAAAAAUUUUAUACUAAAUAAGAGUCUAUUUAAUCCAAACUGCAGAUGGGUCAUGAAAAAUGACCAAAUGUGUUUCAAAAAUUGUGUAGUACCUGCCAUUGUAAUUGCUUAGCACUUGGCUAAUUUCCAAAUUAUUGCCUGGAUUCUGUAUUAUACCUUAAUAAAACAUGUUUAUGUAAAGAAGUAAUGGUGUUGAAUGGAUGACAUUGUCAGUUUAUGGGCCUUUAGGACUUGUCUCAAUUCAAUAGUUGAAAGCAAUUAUUUUAACUGUAAAGAUGUUAGCAUCUUGUUACUCAAAGGAUAAAGCUGAGAAUAAGACUUCUUUAUAUAAUAAUAAUUCUUACUGGUUUAUCUGUUCUGCUUUUGACCAACUCCUAUAUAUAUAUAUACAACUGGACUUUUUUUCUUCACUGGACCUUAAACUGAGUUGAAUUUUAAGAUGUGUGUCAAAUACCAUUACUUCAUUAACUGCAAAAAAAAAAAGUUGGUACUCAGGCCUGCUUUAAUGUUUUUGAGGAACAGUGUGCAGUGUAGGGUUCAUGAAUGCUAAACAACUGAAAAAUAAAAGCUUUUGGACAUUGGAUUUUAAUUGGAAUAAUGGAUCAUAAUCAUGAUUCAUGACGCUUUCUCAUUGAACACCCUCCCUACUAACAAAAUCAAAUAAUAUUUGGAAGGGUGUAUACUUUGUGUUAGGGCUUCCUGAUCUUAAAGGAUGUUUGAAAGUUAAAAAGUCAAAUCUGAUAACAAAGGAUUGCUUUAUGGGCCUUUCCCACUUUACCAACUUUUUCUCAAACAUUGAUAAUCCAGUUGGCCAAGUACAGUGCUGGUAUGCAAUAGAGAACUCAGUAAAAAUGGAUUUACUCUCAUAAAGUGAGUAGUCAAAAAUACUGUGUAGCAACUACUAUAUAUUGUUAGGUUUGUUCUUUUAACAGUUGAAAUUUAUUAAAAUGCAUUAUUUUUAUUUUAAUCACUGCCUAGAACUUUUUGGGUGGUAUUGAUGGAGUGGUGGAAUUUUCUCCAAGUGAUUAAGUGAAAUUGAGAUCUACCUUUUCAUCCAAAGUUUUGUACACCACAUUGUUUUCUAAUGCAAAAAUGUUAAUAAUGGCUUUUUUUGUAUUACUAAAAAUAGCUUUGAGAUUAAGGAAAAAUAAAUAACUCUUGUACAGUUCAGUAUUGUCUACUAAAUCUGUAUUGGCAGUGUGUAUAAAGACGUUUGCUAUCAUUACAAGAUAACUUCCUCUGGUUUCUAAUAAUCAUUUGAUCCAUUUCCUAUUGCUUGUAAAAUAAAGUUUUACCAGUUGAUA
Orycteropus afer afer is the source of this 4314-nucleotide messenger RNA. RefSeq names its product myristoylated alanine rich protein kinase C substrate (gene MARCKS). Gene Ontology annotation, molecular function: actin filament binding; calmodulin binding. The record is from RefSeq and is a predicted model, not a curated record. Lineage: Eukaryota; Metazoa; Chordata; Mammalia; Tubulidentata; Orycteropodidae. Gene Ontology annotation, cellular component: plasma membrane; actin filament bundle; cytoplasm. Gene Ontology annotation, biological process: central nervous system development; actin filament organization.